AUCAAAAUACUGUCUAUACUGCCUACUGAGGUAUUAGUAUUCAGGUGUUAGUAUCAGUUAGUGUUAGUUAAAGUGGUUGAACGGUGUUAGUUUACAUGCGGAUGUGAAAAUAUGGCAAGUUCAUCACGGAAUGCUACAAACAAGAUUUGUUGUUAUGCACAUCCAGAUGCUACACUUAUAGAAGAUUACAGGGCAGGAGAUCAGAUUUGUUCAGAAUGUGGAUUGGUUGUGGGAGAUAGGGUGAUAGAUGUAGGUUCAGAAUGGAGGACAUUUAGCAAUGAAAAAUCAGGAGUGGAUCCAUCGCGUGUUGGUGGACCAGAGAAUCCACUUCUCAAUGGGGCAGACUUGUCUACAAUGAUUGGUCCAGGAACAGGUGCUGCGUCUUUUGACGGUUUUGGUACUGCCAAAUAUCAAAAUCGCCGUACAAUGAGCAGUUCUGAUAGAGCUCUGCUUAAUGCAUUUCGUGAGAUCAAUGGUAUGGCAGAUCGUAUUAAUUUACCAAAAACUAUCGUGGACAGAGCCAAUGCAUUAUUUAAACAAGUACAUGACGGAAAAAACUUGAAGGGUCGCGCAAACGAUGCAAUUGCUUCUGCAUGUUUAUAUAUUGCCUGCCGACAAGAAGGUGUACCACGUACAUUUAAAGAGAUUUGUGCGGUCAGCAAAAUAAGCAAAAAAGAGAUCGGUCGAUGUUUCAAAUUAAUUCUUAAAGCUCUUGAAACCAGCGUGGAUCUCAUCACCACCGGUGACUUCAUGUCCAGAUUUUGUUCCAAUCUUGGUCUUCCCAAUAUGGUACAGAAAGCCGCUACACAUAUUGCUAGGAAAGCAGUAGAGAUCGACAUUGUACCUGGAAGAUCGCCCAUCUCUGUUGCCGCUGCAGCAAUUUACAUGGCGUCACAGGCAUCAGAAGACAAGCGGUCACAAAAGGAAAUUGGUGAUAUUGCUGGCGUCGCGGAUGUUACAAUUCGACAAUCGUAUAAAUUAAUGUAUCCACAUGCUAAUAAACUCUUCCCAGAAGAUUUCAAAUUUGCCACACCAAUUGAUCAGUUACCACAAAUGUAAAAAUAAAAACAAUUUUACUUUCUUCUUUCAAAAUACAUUUGAUCGUUUUAAAGAAAUAUUUGUUUUCCAUCACAAGCAGAUUAUGUAUAAUGUCAUUAUUUUUAUUAAUAGGGUAUAUUCCUAACAAACUUGUACAAUUCAAUAAUUUUUUAUUUUACAGUAAAUAGCGUAUUAAUAUUUUUUUUCUUUCCUUUAUUUUAUUCAGAAUGUAUUUUUCAAAGAUGUAUUAGAGUGCUUAGAUGGAAUAACUUAAUAUUUAUAUUUUACACUUUACGAUUAAAAAAUUUUUUUGUGUAGUUCAUACUUUUCUCAUAUACCAUGCAACUUACAAAGAAAGGAUUCUAACUCAGAAAUUCAAUAUGAAAUUUUGGCAGUACAUAAAGGAUAUUCUGAUAUAUAAUAAACAAUAUUUUGCUAUUUAAAUUCACUAUAAAAAAGUGAAAUUAAGAUUGAAGAUUAGCUCAAUUUUUGUUUUUAUUUUCUUAUUUUUUUUAAUAAGAUUUAUCAAUUAGGAAACUUAUCAAUUAUUUAAAGAAUUAUAAAAUAUAUAUAUAUACACAAAAGCAGAAACAAUAUUAAAAUUACGGAAUAUUGAAAUUACUUUCGUUGUUCUUGUUUUUGUUUAUAUAUUUUGCAUAAUUUUUUAAACAAUUGAUAAAUUUUAUUUAAAAAAAUAAAUUUUUUCUAUAAAAUUUUAUUCUAUCUUCUUUCUUUGGUGAAUAAUAAAAAUAAAAGUUACAAACAGGCUAACAUUCAAAAGUUGAUUUUACUCCAGAAUGAAUUGGAACAGCACAAAAAAUGUUUACAAUGUCAGGAUAUAUUUUACUGUACUCUGUACUAUCAGUUGCAUAAUUUUUUUAAAUUUCUAAGGCGUCUUUCCUUGUUAGUUUUCUAUUAUUUUGUUAUAUUUGUAAAUUUAAUUAUUGUAAAUGAUGAAAACAAUUGAAUUUAUAAUUUAAGAGAAAAAGAGAAGUUUAUUCUGUACUAUGCAAUUAUAGCGAAUAAAACAGUUUUUUAAACUAUUAGAAAACAAA
This is a messenger RNA of Solenopsis invicta (red fire ant), 2093 nucleotides long. It is a transcript of the gene TfIIB, whose product is annotated as transcription initiation factor IIB. Gene Ontology annotation, biological process: transcription preinitiation complex assembly; transcription initiation at RNA polymerase II promoter. Bases 112 to 1059 code for a protein of 315 amino acids. Gene Ontology annotation, molecular function: RNA polymerase II general transcription initiation factor activity; TBP-class protein binding. Lineage: Eukaryota; Metazoa; Arthropoda; Insecta; Hymenoptera; Formicidae. The record is from RefSeq and is a predicted model, not a curated record. The transcript is spliced from 5 exons. Gene Ontology annotation, cellular component: transcription preinitiation complex; nucleus.